UGGUGGCGCUAGAGUCGCUGUUGAGGUUCGCUUCCGGUGUACACGUCGUCGUCUGACGGCGCCGUUCAAUUUUUCUCCGGAACUUCCCGGCGGCACUGUUGUUUCACAAACCGCGACGCACUUCCCGCCGACGUUCUCGACGUCGGACCCGUCGCCGUCGCAUUUUCUGCCGCUCUCUCUGACCGCGUCCCUGGAAAUAAACGGUUGGUUACCGCGUCAACCCCGACGUGCGUCGUUGCUUGUCGAAGCGUAGGAAAAUGGCGACUGCCGUGCCCUCACGGUUUGCCGUCCUCAGCAUCGAGGACGACGAUUAUAAGCCGAAGAAGCCGCAGAAGAACGCGACAACGAGCAAGGCCAACACCAAGAACAAGGGCGACAAGUCGAAGCAGCAGCAGCAGCCGCAACAGCAGCAACCAAACAAAAAAAAACAGAACAAAGGAAAAAAGAAGAAAACGAAUAAUGAUGACCAACAGUGGGAACAGUGGAAGCAAAAGGAUACAAUGGCUGUUGAAGAAACGUUCGAGCAAGAAUUACAUCAAGCCAUUCUGCUAUCAAAAUUGGCGUAUGAGGAACAAUUAGUUAGCGUAGCAAAAACUGAAAAGGAACAAGAACCAAAUAAGAAAUCUGGUAAAAAAUCGAAAAAGGCAACUAUGUCAUUGGAAGAAUUUAACAGCAUGGGGACUGCAAGUGCAACGGUAGCGCCAUUAACAAAUGAACCUACAGAAAAGUCGAGAGAAAUAGAUCCAGAAUUCUUCGAGAGGAUAGAGAAGGAAACAAAAGAAGAAAUAACAAAAGGAAAAGAAAAGGACAUAUUGAAGGCCAGAUUAAAUAAAAUCGAUGACGAUAUAACGUUCGCGCAGUUAAGAGUAGAGAUUGAAAAACGCGAUGAAAUAAUCGGCCAAUUGAGAACUGAGGUGCACAUGCUAAAAGAAGAGUUGACACAAGUUAAGGAGAGAAAUAAAAAACUUUAUCAGAUAUUAUCGCAUGGCGAGAUGAAGGAUAAAGCAUCAGUGUUGGCUGAAGUUGCGAAACUACAAGAGAUAAGAGAUGAACUAACGUCCGAGGUAACUUCUUUGCAUGCUCAACUAGAGCAGGAAAGAUCUAAAACGCGCACCUCAAGCGUAGAUGUAAAAACAUCCAAGCAAACUAACAAGAAAAGGCCGGCCAGUGAAAAUGCCUAAUUCGUUUUUCACGAAAAACUACCAUUGUGAUCAAUUAAUUUUAAUUAAUAAUACAUAUUAAUUAAGUAGCAAUAUGAAAAGAAGGAACAUUAUAUUUGCAAUGCGAAAUUUUUAUUUUCCAUCGCAUAUAUAACAUGUAUUCCUUGAAUAUAUAUAUCUUGAAAGUAGGAUUGCAGCCUACGUGUUGAUAACUCUUUAUUUUUGUUUUGUUUUUUUUUUAAACAGCGUAAUGCUUAUGUUUUUCAUUAAUAAGUUCAAUAAGUUUUUUAAAUUUAGAAAUAUUACGUUUAAAGAAAACUGAGAAUAAUAUUUGUUUACAUUUCUUCCAAAGGCAUUUUAUAAUUUAUCAUCUUCCAAAUUGUGUAUUACGUACAUACACAUCCGUGUGAAUAUAGAUAAUAUAUAUAUUCAUAUUCACUCAUACACGCAAAGGCAUACACACACGGACAUGUAUGUAUGUUGGUUGAUAUAAUAAAUAUAUACAUAUAUAUAAAUAUUACUUAAAAUAUUUUGUAAUAAAAUAUAUAUUCUACACAA
This is a messenger RNA of Solenopsis invicta (red fire ant), 1718 nucleotides long. Its product is annotated as G kinase-anchoring protein 1. Lineage: Eukaryota; Metazoa; Arthropoda; Insecta; Hymenoptera; Formicidae. Gene Ontology annotation, biological process: signal transduction. The transcript is spliced from 6 exons. The coding region runs from base 258 to 1181 and encodes 307 amino acids. The record is from RefSeq and is a predicted model, not a curated record. Gene Ontology annotation, cellular component: Golgi apparatus.